AUGGAGGUGGAGAUGGAGGAGGAGGAAGAGGAGGAGGAGAUGGAGGAGGAGGAGGAGGAGGUGAUGGAGGAGGAGGAGGAGGAGGAGGUGAUGGAGGAGGAGGAGAUGGAGGAGGAGGAAGAGGAGGAGGAGGAGGAGGAGGUGAUGGAGGAGGAGAUGCAGGAGGAGGAGGAGAUGGAGGAGGUGAUGAAGGAGGAGGAGAAGGUGAUGGAGGAGGAGGAGGAGGUGAUGGAGGAGGAGGAGAUGGAGGAGGAGGAAGAGGAGGAGGAGGAGGAGGAGGUGAUGGAGGAGGAGGAGAUGGAGGAGGAGGAGGAGAUGGAGGAGGAGGAGGUGAUGGAGGAGGAGGAGGUGAUGGAGGAGGAGGAGAUGGAGGAGGAGGAGGAGGUGAUGGAGGAGGAGGAGGAGAUGGAGGAGGAGGAGACAGCGGCGGCCAUCUUGAUCUGCAGCCACACAAAGGCCCCUCCCUCUCCUCAUCUCGAUCUGCUUUGUUCGGCGUGUCAGUCUUUGUCGCCUCUGUCCUCCUCCGACUCAAAUGACUGUGUUCUCUCAUCACUCUCUAAAACUUCUGCUUUUGGUCCAUCCCCGGCCUCUGCGUCUGACUAA
Molecule: messenger RNA, 603 nt
Organism: Knipowitschia caucasica
Lineage: Eukaryota; Metazoa; Chordata; Actinopteri; Gobiiformes; Gobiidae
Source: the annotation of a GenBank genome assembly